AGAUAAAGUUUUGUUUUAUUUAUUAGCUAUAUGGACCUAGAAAUGUAUGAAGAAUGUGUUAGAGAUUAUGAAACUGUGUACAAGAAGGAACCAAAAAGAGCACACAAGCAGUUUUUAGAAGAAGCAAAACUGGAACUGAAAAAGAGCAAAAGAAAAAAUUUUUAUAAGAUACUUGGAGUUGAUAAAACUGCUUCUGAAGAAGAGAUAAAAAAGGCUUACCGCAAACGAGCCUUGUUACAUCAUCCAGAUCGUCACACUAAUGCAUCAGAACAGGAAAGGAAAGAAGAAGAGAAAAAAUUUAAAGAGGUUGGGGAAGCCUACAGUGUUUUGUCAGAUUCUAAAAAACGUGAACGAUAUGAUAAUGGUCAAGACUUGGAAGAUAUGGAUGGUUUUGGAGGUGGAAAUAUAGAUCCAAACCACAUCUUCCAGUGUUUUUUUGGUGGUCCUGGAGGUGGCUUCAGGCAAAGUGGUUAUAGCGGUGGACACUAUAGUCAAUUUCCUGGUGGAUUUACUUUUCAGUUUGGUUGAUUACUAUUUGCAAAUGAUUCAGAGAAAUCAUGGCUGCUAUUGGUUUUGUGACUCUCACCUCAUACAGUAUUUCUUAAAGAAAGAAGAUUUAAAUGGCAAAGAUGCUACACUAAACACUUAUAGAAUUAUGGAGAAAAACGUCAGCAUAGCUUUUCAUGAAAACAUUAAAUCAUAUUGAAUUUUGUCUGCUCUAGGACUGGUUGGAAACAUGCAUGUUUAGCUGAAAACAAAUUAGUAAUUAAGUUUUACCUUCCAGUACAAUUUAUAAUAAAAUGUAAAAGAUAAAAAUUUUAAAAUAGCACUUUAAAUUACUAGCAACUUUAUUUUCCAAGAUAGUUUAUAAAAACCAAACAAA
Limulus polyphemus (Atlantic horseshoe crab) is the source of this 883-nucleotide messenger RNA. Its product is annotated as dnaJ homolog subfamily C member 7-like. Lineage: Eukaryota; Metazoa; Arthropoda; Merostomata; Xiphosura; Limulidae. The record is from RefSeq and is a predicted model, not a curated record. The transcript has 4 exons. Bases 31 to 528 code for a protein of 165 amino acids.